AGGCAUCGAAUGCCCCAUUGGCAGUAGAAAAGUGGAGCCCAUGGCUUUGGUGGACGCCUCAAAUCCAGGCAAUGGUAUUCUUGUAGAUGCCAGCACCGUUGGGCGGCCAAUAGGCGACACAUCCUCGUCCGCUGUUUUUGUCAACGAACUCCCCAAGAACUUCCAAGGUGGUGAUGAAGCUUUGCAUUUUGCUCUUGGAGACCUCUUUGGGCAGUAUGGGAAGAUCAAGAAAAUUGAGCUGUACAUGGAUGAGGGCAUAUUGGAAACGAAGAACUUCAAGGGCGAGGCGCUUGUCGUAUACCACACCAGCAAGUUCACUGGAACUCAUGAUGCUGGAGAUCCAGUCUACGAGGCUUGUCGUGACCUAGACGGAAGGGUGCGAGUGCUUGGGUAUCGGAAUUGGCGCAUUCGAUGUGAGGCAGCUGUGUGGCAGAAAGAAGGUUUCAAUGUGAAGGAUCGGGCGAAGAAGUCUCCUUGUGUUGAAAUUGCAAAUUUAUGGGAGUACACUGCAUCGACUCCAAUGUCAUGGUUCAUCGAGAUUCAGGAUGUGAUCAGGAAGCAUGUUGCCGAGCACAUCAAAGAGCCUUUUGUUAAGGUGGAGCCUUCCGAAGGAUCAGCACUGAUUUGGUGCAAAGGAGCCCAGGACGCCAUGAAGCUUGCUUCGUUGAUGCAAAAGAGUUACUUUAUGGGCCGGAAGGUCAUUGCCUCUUUGUGCAGAAAAGAAAAGCCAGUCUCGGAAGCUCUGCCACAGGUCCCGCGCCAUCUUUCAAUGAAGAGAACUUCAGAGACGUCACUACUGGAACAAGUGGAGUCCCAAGAUAUGCAGAGUUGGCAACAGUUUCUCAAUGUUGGCAAGCAGGCAGCCAUAAAGCCUGGCAAGCUUGAUCCAGAAGUUGCUGCGGCGAUCAGGAGACAGGCAGAGGAGGCUGAAGUCCGCACGGCCCCAACGAAGGAGCAGACUGAGCCAAAAGCUAUGGAAGGUCCAUCAUUUCUUCUAAGAGAAGGAUGUCAAGUGAUCCUUAAGGGCCUUGUCUCCAAGCCAGAGAACAAUGGCAAACGUGCCAAUAUUGUUCGUUACUUGGAAGACCAACAGAAGUACCAGGUCAGUUUGGAAGGUAGAUUUGUUAAGCUGAAGCCAGAGAAUGUGGAGGCAGUGGAAGAACCAUUGCCAAAGCGACUUCCAAAGGCACUGGAGGAAGAAGAAGAAGAAGCUGAUGAAAAUGCUGAAGCAUCCGCACAGGCAACAGCCUGUGAAAUGGCAAACCCUGCAGCCAAAGCAGCUGACAAGAGCGAUGUUGAUUUGGUAGCGACUGUUUGUAUAGAUCCGGCACUCCUGGGCAAGAAAGAGGAGGAGGCGGAGGAACGAGGCAGAAGUAGAUCACGAGAGCGGUGGCGGAAAGAGAAAAUCGAUGCGAUAUCUGCUCGAGUUGAAGCAAACAAAGCAGAGGGAAAGCGCUGCGGAUGGGUUGUCUCAGGACCAGACCCGACACAGGCUUUGAAGCAGGAUUUGGGCGCAAAGGAGCCUGAAGAAUCCAGGGAAGAACUCAUGAAGCUUUCUGUCUCAGCUCUGAAGCAACUCCUCAUCAAGUUUGGAAAAACAGGACGUGGCUGCCUGGAGAAGAAGGACUUCGUUGAUCGACUCAAACCAGAAUAGCGCGAGCUUGCAGUCUGGCAAAGCCGUGUAAUGUGAAGAGACUCUCAAAUUUCUGGGAGACGCUGUAGAAAAA
This is a messenger RNA of Durusdinium trenchii, 1727 nucleotides long. The record is from the annotation of a GenBank genome assembly. Lineage: Eukaryota; Dinophyceae; Suessiales; Symbiodiniaceae.